Molecule: messenger RNA, 1278 nt
Organism: Carassius auratus (goldfish)
Lineage: Eukaryota; Metazoa; Chordata; Actinopteri; Cypriniformes; Cyprinidae
Exons: 10
Coding region: 62-961 (299 amino acids)
Source: RefSeq, a predicted model, not a curated record
CAAAGAGCCUUUUAUGCAAGUGACACUGGUGGAAUUCAUGUGUUUGUGUGGGAACUAAAAGAUGAAGGUCUUACUCUGUGUGUGUUUCAUCUUGUUUGUUACUGAUAAGGCAACUGGACAGACAUCAGUCGCCUGUGAAAAUGUUUCUGACUUUGACCCAUGUCAGAGUGGUGUGGGGUUCUGUAAUGAGGAAAUUAGCAGAUGUACCUGUUUCAAAGGACAACCGUUCUGUCGGUGCAACAGUCAAAAAGGUGAGUUUUACAUUAAUGAAGAAUGCUCUCAGAAAUGGACAGUAGUGACCUUUGCCCUGGUGGCAUCUCUGCCUGGUCUCACACUCGCUGUGUUGGUUGGGGUGGUUGUUUAUGUGAUGAUGUUGCCAUCAAACAAGAGCCACACAGGUGAAGGAAUGACAACACCCAAGACGGCAUCUAAAGAGCAGGAUUUGUUUCCUGAAAUUGCUUUUGCUUCUGAUAUGAAUGGUCGGCCUCCCCCUAACAUGAGACCUGUACAACAAGGUCAUAUUCCCAUGACAGCCAUCCCCAACCACCCUGGGAUGCGUGAUUCUCAAAUGGGAGGUCCUGCUCGGCCCUAUAGUGUAUCCAGAAGUGUGCGCCCAUCUGUUGACAGCAUGCCCGAUGGACGACCUCGCGAGCCAAACAACAUGUACACCGGGAUGCGUGACCCUCCUAUGGGAGGUCCAGUGCAGCCCUACAGCAGUGGUGCAGUUCGGGGUCAGAUUGUUAGCAACCCUUACGCUAUAGAUUCAACCAGUCGAAACCCCUAUGAAGAUCGCAGUCCUUCUGCAGACCACCACAGUGAUUACAGACCACGUGCCCCUUCACACACAUAUGAUGACCUGAAACACAACCAGCCCUAUUCUCCUGCUCCACUCUACGGUUCCUCGGACCAUGGAAACCUCCGCAAUGGAUUUCCACGACCCCAAUUAAGUCUACGAUACUAAAAUAAAAUAAAAUAAAAAAAAAAAAAGAUUUUUAGAAAAAAAGAAAAGUUAUACAAUAAAGACUGUUGAAUGGGAAUGACAUGAAGAAUUUACAUAAUUUACGGAACACAACUUUAUUAUUUCCUGCUUUAAAUCUGAUCUCUGUUAUCAUCUGUAAAUAUGUCUAUACUGGGUGAUUUAUACUGAAAAAUAUAAUUAUUUUCUACACUAAAUACAAAUGCAAUUCUGAAACCUCACUUGAAAUACCGAAAUUGACUUGGAAUUUAAUAACACAUUCUCAACUCAAUUAUGAAUGGCAAAUAAAAAAAUAUCAGAUU